AUGGCUGGCCGGGCUGCGUCAGGGGCCGCGCCUGCGGUCCGCGGCGGACGGCCCCUCGCGGGCCACGCGACGAUUUCCGGGGCGAAAAACUCGGCGCUGGCUCUCAUGGCAGCUGCGCUCCUCGCGCGCGGGCCCGUCGACCUCCACAACGUCCCGAACCUCGCGGACGUCGAGGUCAUGGCGCGCAUCCUCCGCAGCCUCGGCGCGCGGGCCUCGUACGCCCCGGCGCGGUCCCCCACAGCCAGCGGCUGCCUCUCUGUCGACGCCACGGCUCUCGCGUCCGCCGCGCCGCCCGCGCACGAAGCCGCGCGCCUCCGCGCGUCGUUCCUCGUCAUCGGGCCGCUCCUCGCGCGCCUCGGCGAAGCGCGCGUGCCGCUCCCCGGCGGCUGCGACAUCGGGUCGCGGCCUGUCGACCUCCACGUCGCCUCCCUGCGCGCUCUCGGCGCGCACGUCGACGUGGACCUCGUGGGCCGCGAGGUCCGCGCGCGGCUGCCCGCCGGCGGCCUCCGCGGCGCGCGCGUCGCGCUGCGGUACCCGUCCGUCGGCGCCACGGAGACGACAAUGAUGGCGGCGGCGGCGGCGCGCGGAACGACGGUGAUCGCGAACGCGGCGCGGGAGCCCGAGAUCGAGGACCUCGCGCGGCUGCUGACCGCGAUGGGCGCGCGCGUGGCCGGCGCGGGCACGCGCACGGUCACCGUGGACGGCGUCGCGGGCGGGCCCACCACCGACGCGCACCGCGGGCUCUCUUCCGCGGAGCUGCGCAUCAUCCCGGACCGCAUCGAGGCCGGGACGUUCCUCGUCGCCGCGGCCGCGACGGGCUCGCCGCGCCUGGACGUCUCGCCCGUCGUCCGCGGCCACAUCCGGCCGUUGACGGACGCGUUGGAGCGCAUGGGGUGUAUUGUGGCCAUGCGGGGGGAGUCGGUCGUGGGGAUCCGGUGCCCGCGGGACCCUGCGCGGCUGCGCGGCGUCGAGAUCGACACGGGGCCGUUCCCUGGGUUCCCGACGGACAUGCAGCCCCAGGUGAUGGCGUUGAUGGCGCUGGCGGGGUCGCCGUCGGUGCUGCGUGAGACGGUGUUCGAGGCGCGGAUGCGGCACGCGGCGGAGCUGGUGCGGAUGGGCGCGGAGAUCGCGGUGGAGGCGGAGGGCGUGGCGCGGAUCGCGGGCGGGGCGCGGCUGAGGGGGGGGUGUGUUGCCGCGGGGGACCUGAGGGCCGGCGCGGGGCUGGUGAUCGCGGGGAUGGCGGCGGAGGGCGAGACGCUGGUCGGGGGCGUCGAGCACAUCGACCGCGGGUACGAGCGGCUCGACGCGAAGCUCGCGGCGCUGGGGGUGGACGUGCGGCGCGUCACGGUGCAGUAG
Molecule: messenger RNA, 1356 nt
Organism: Pedinophyceae sp. YPF-701
Lineage: Eukaryota; Viridiplantae; Chlorophyta; Pedinophyceae
Source: the annotation of a GenBank genome assembly